AUGAUUGUAGCCGCCAGAAAGGGCCACAAACGCGCCAACAUGGUUUCGUAGCUGACAUGGGGCUGGAAGGAAAUGCAAAAGGAGAAAAAGCAGGCUCAGGAUUGCAGUGGUGAUAAUGAGGAUAGAAAACAAAAAGAGAAAGAAGAACGGCCUUGUCAAAAAAAAAAAAAAAACAGCGCUUUGGUCAACUUAAAAAGCCUCUGGCAAAACUGGGCAUUGGAGCAUACCAUCAAUCAGAAGCUCAACCCCUUCAGCGAGGACUUUGAUUAUGAGUACUCCAUGUCAACAUUUCUGGGGAAGGGUGAAGAAGGAACCAGUCGGCCCAAAGAGGGCUGCAAGACAGCAGAGAGGGCCAAACAUGCAGAAGCACACAUCCACCGGGAGAUAGAUGACAUGUGCUUUUUCAUAAGGACCAUGGCGGACCUGGGUUCAGAUGGUUACACUAGACUGACUUUUGCCGAUAUGUUUGACAGAUAUGUGCGGAUCUCUAAAAAAGUCGUUGGCAUGAUAAUAAGCGCCAGGAAGCAUGGAAAGGUAGCUUUUGAGGGGGAGAUGCUGUGGCAAGGCAAGGAUGAUGGAGUCAUAAUUACACUGUUAAAAUGA
This is a messenger RNA of Carassius gibelio (silver crucian carp), 603 nucleotides long. RefSeq names its product actin-binding Rho-activating protein-like. The record is from RefSeq and is a predicted model, not a curated record. Gene Ontology annotation, cellular component: sarcomere. Gene Ontology annotation, biological process: positive regulation of transcription by RNA polymerase II; positive regulation of Rho protein signal transduction. Gene Ontology annotation, molecular function: actin binding. The transcript is spliced from 4 exons. Lineage: Eukaryota; Metazoa; Chordata; Actinopteri; Cypriniformes; Cyprinidae.